AUGCAAGAAAACGGACGCGUCAACGUCGCCGCCGUAGGUUACAGCGCGUUUCGAUCUGAAGAUGGCCCAGGCUUAGUGCCGUUCUUGUUGCUUCCCACUGUCGACCAAAACGAUAUUGUUUUGGAAGCUCCCAAAUGGCGCGUCGCGAGGUUCUGUCGCGAGGAGAGGCCGGGGGAGAAAGAGGUGUUGUCGGAGCUUAAAAACCGUGAUCGGGAGCUACCAGCAUGUCGAUCUGAGUCGAGUGAACGGCUUGCUCGGCGAUGCGGCGCGUACGUGUCGGACGAUUUGCAGCUGUCGCUCGUCGUCGUUGUUGUUGUUGUUGUCGAAUAA
Sporothrix schenckii 1099-18 is the source of this 330-nucleotide messenger RNA. RefSeq lists its product as uncharacterized. NCBI's taxonomy places the organism in Eukaryota, Fungi, Ascomycota, Sordariomycetes, Ophiostomatales, Ophiostomataceae. Bases 1 to 330 code for a protein of 109 amino acids. The transcript has a single exon. The record is from RefSeq and is a predicted model, not a curated record.